This is a messenger RNA of Anolis sagrei ordinatus, 1564 nucleotides long. It is a transcript of the gene BLOC1S6, whose product is annotated as biogenesis of lysosomal organelles complex 1 subunit 6. Gene Ontology annotation, cellular component: transport vesicle; BLOC-1 complex. The record is from RefSeq and is a predicted model, not a curated record. NCBI's taxonomy places the organism in Eukaryota, Metazoa, Chordata, Lepidosauria, Squamata, Anolidae. Gene Ontology annotation, biological process: intracellular transport.
GUGACAGGCCUGGCCGGAAGGCCUAGUCUCCCCUCGAAGCGGGGCUCGCGUGCCCACCUCCUUCCCUCAGGAGCUCCGUCUUGAGGCGCGGGGCUCGGCUUGGGGCCCAGCGGAGGAAGGCAAGGGGCCUUGGGCUUUCUUGUAAAGGGUACCGCGGCCUGCCUGCUUUCCCUCCUCCCCUUCUCCGGCCAUGGCCUUGGCGGAGCCGCUCGAGGCGGAGGAGGCGGCCUUGCGAGCCCAUUCCUUCGACGACCUUGCUGUGGAUUCAAACGACCGUUCUCCUGAUGAAGGAUUAGAAGACGAUUUCAGUGUUGUGAAUAAAAAAGCUGUGGAGCAACUAACCGAAGGACUGAUUUCUCAUUAUGUACCCGAUCUCCAGCGGUCAAAACUAGCUUUAAAAGAGCUAACACAGAACCAAGAAGUACUCCUAGAGACUCUUCAGCAAGAAAUCUCAAAAUUUAAAGAAUGUAAUUCUGUUCUUGAUAUCAAUGUACUGUUUUCAGAAGCAAAGCAUUAUCAUAAUAAGUUGGUCAACAUUAGAAAAGAAAUGAUGAUGCUCCAUGAGAAAACGUCGAAGUUGAAAAAAAGAGCUCUCAAACUUCAGCAAAAGAGGCAGAAAGAAGAACUAGAGCGGGAGCAGCAACGGGAGAAAGAGCUCGAACGAGAGAAACAGUUAACUGCCAAACCAGCCAAAAGAACAUCAAAGCUGGACAUGUAGUGACUUGUGGAGCUGCUAAGGACAUUCUCUGGACUGGCUGGAAAAGCAGAGUUAUACCUCAUAACCAGAUAUAUAUUUUUUCUUGCCGAGAAGCCAAUUCGUACAAUAUGAAUAGUUUCUGAUUGCUGUUGCCAUAUAUGGGAAGGUGGCUGGGAUCUUGAGGUUUCAAUAAUGCCUUUUUGGUUAAUGCUGUGUCACAUAAUAUUGUCAUGUCAGAUGUUUUGCACAACUGGAGUAAAACAUUAAUGUCUGACUUUUGCAGUAUCUUAAAACGGUCUGAAGUUGGCAUAUACAGAUCCAAAUUGAAUUAUUUUCCUUUGUUUACUGGACUCUUCUUUUUCUUAAGCCUGCUUCUCCUUUCUUGAUGGUAAUCGUGUAUAGAAGGAUAUUAUUAACACUCUGAACAGAUCGAAAGCAAGUGGAGGCUUUGAGCCUCACAUUUUCAGUGGCUUGUUUCGUUUAGUUAAACCUUUGUCUUAUUUAUGUAAACGCCGUUGUGUACCUCACCGUUCAAAGCGGCAAGUUGGUGAAAAUUAUUCUCAAUUUAAAAUGUGAGCACUUUUAUGGAUGACCGGAGAUAAAGGCAGUCAUUCAUAGGCUUCCAAAGAGAAUAAACGUGAUGGCGUACUUCUUUAACCAGCAAAAUCAAACAAGCCAGAAACAUGUGUUGGCCUUUCUGUAAAAGAAAAGCACAUAAAUCCUAGAGUCCAGAAGAGGUGCGGGGGACUAUAAAACCUACUCUUACCACAUCCAGUUUGUAAUAAAGUGUAAAUGAACUUAGACUGUACAUACUGUCUUUAAAAUAUAUUGGAAAAAUAAAAAAAGGAAAGAUUUUUGCACACCGAA